Molecule: messenger RNA, 1557 nt
Organism: Spodoptera littoralis (African cotton leafworm)
Lineage: Eukaryota; Metazoa; Arthropoda; Insecta; Lepidoptera; Noctuidae
Source: the annotation of a GenBank genome assembly
AUGGAGACCGAAAGGAUGAUAGAAGAUACCAUAGCACCCCAGGUGACGUCAAUCACCAGCGUGGACUCAGGCGUACGGCCGAUGCCAAGCAGCGCCGCGUACGCAGCAGAAAGGGACGCAUGUCUCAACUACUUUACGAGAUGGAACGAAACGGACCAAGUGGAAUUUGUGGAGCAGCUACUAGCGCGGAUGUGUCACUAUCAGCACGGUCAUAUCAAUGCCUACCUAAAGCCCAUGUUACAGAGAGACUUCAUCAGUAUGCUGCCCAAAAAAGGUCUAGACCACGUGGCAGAGAAUAUACUGUCCUAUUUGGACGCCAAUUCACUAUGUGCAGCGGAACUGGUCUGCAGAGAGUGGCGGAGGGUUAUAUCUGAGGGUAUGCUGUGGAAGAAACUCAUUGAGAGGAAAGUACGCACUGAUUCGCUUUGGAGAGGGCUCGCGGAACGAAGAGGAUGGAUUCAAUACCUAUUCAAGCCGAAACCAGGUAGUCAGCAUCCGUCUCACUCGUUCUACAGAACACAGUAUCCGAAGAUUAUAAAAGAUAUACAGUCCAUCGAAGAUAAUUGGAGAAUGGGCAAACAUAAUUUGCAGAGGAUAAACUGCAGAUCAGAGAACUCAAAAGGCGUGUACUGUUUGCAAUACGAUGAUAAUAAGAUAGUGUCCGGCCUAAGAGAUAAUACUAUUAAGAUAUGGGAUAGGAAAUCAUUGCAAUGUGUCAGGGAACUACAAGGUCACACGGGUUCGGUUCUCUGUCUACAAUACGACGAGAGGGCAAUUAUAUCGGGAUCGUCAGACAGCACAGUUAGAGUAUGGGACGUGAACACGGGAGCCAUGUUGAACACACUCAUACACCAUUGCGAGGCUGUACUACAUCUCAGAUUCUGUAACGGAAUGAUGGUCACGUGUAGUAAGGAUCGCUCAAUAGCAGUGUGGGACAUGACAUCUACAACGGAGAUAAUGUUACGAAGAGUUCUAGUCGGCCAUCGCGCCGCCGUCAAUGUUGUAGACUUCGAUGAAAAAUAUAUAGUUAGUGCUAGUGGCGAUCGAACUAUUAAGGUGUGGAACACGUCGUCGUGCGAGUUCGUGCGCACGCUGAACGGCCACAAGCGCGGCAUCGCGUGCCUGCAGUACCGCGACCGCCUCGUGGUCUCCGGCUCCUCCGACAACACCAUCCGGCUCUGGGACAUCGAGUGCGGCCAGUGCAUCCGCGUGCUCGAGGGACACGAGGAGCUCGUGCGCUGCAUACGUUUCGACAACAAGCGCAUAGUGAGCGGUGCGUACGACGGUAAGAUCAAAGUAUGGGACCUGCCCGCCGCGCUCGACGUACGCACGCCGCACCAGGAACUAUGUCUCAGGACACUCGUUGAGCACACGGGGCGCGUGUUCCGGCUCCAGUUCGACGAGUUCCAGAUCGUGUCGUCCUCGCACGACGACACCAUCCUCGUGUGGGACUUCCUCAACUACGGCGGGGCCUCGCCGCCGGGGCAUCACGCGCCGCCCGCGCGCCCGCGCUCGCCCGACCUCGACCGCGACAGGGACCACGACUUGUACGACUAG